UAUGAGCCGUUCGUGUAAGAUUAGGGUUUAUUUUUACAUCCCUCCUGUUUGGUGUUUGCAAUGAUCUCAGGAUCCGAUCAAGGAAUGCAAAAUCUCAGAUCUUACUGCCUUGUAUCGUUCUCCACUUCAAUUAAUCCAAUGCCCUGUUGAUCCGACUUAAUUACCGAACCCGGUGAUAGCGAGCAAGGGAACCGCGGGAGAAGGCGAAGGGCUCAGGCACUGUAACUACUCCGGGCGUCGGGUAUUCUCUCAUCCUUCCGUUCAUCGAAUUUUUGCCGCGCCGGGAGGUUUGCUUUGUGUCGAUGCUGAUGCCAUCAGACUCUGGAGAUGAGUCACCCACUGUUAAAAAGGAGUUUCGUAGUUCAUCCCGGCUACUACUGAGGAGUCAAAAGAAGGAACCAGAUCAAAUGACUAUUGAUGCCGAGGAUAGCAAUGUACAAAUCAAUAGAACUUCUGCAAACCAAUUGGUUGUUUUUAAAUCUGGUUCAAGCACUGGUGAGGAUUUGAAUCCUGGUUCCAAUCACGUUGUGGAUCAUCUUGUACCAUUGAACUCUGCAACACCAAAUCCUUCUAGUCGUGCUCUUCCAUCCGUGGGGGCAUUUACCGUUCAAUGUGCAUCAUGCUUUAAGUGGAGGCUUAUUCCAACGAAAGAGAAAUAUGAGCAGAUACGUGAAAGUAUUUUACAAGUACCUUUUGUAUGUGAAAGGGCUCGUGAAUGGCGACCUGAUAUAUCCUGUGAAGAUCCGCCAGACAUUUUGCAAGAUGGAAGUAGGCUUUGGGCCAUUGAUAAACCUAACAUUGCUCAACCACCUCCUGGUUGGGAUAGACAACUUAGAAUCCGAGGUGAAGGAGGCACGAGAUUUGCAGACGUGUAAGUUUUUUUUACUGCUUG
Phalaenopsis equestris is the source of this 892-nucleotide messenger RNA. RefSeq names its product methyl-CpG-binding domain-containing protein 2-like. The coding region runs from base 303 to 875 and encodes 190 amino acids. Gene Ontology annotation, molecular function: DNA binding; zinc ion binding. The transcript is spliced from 2 exons. The record is from RefSeq and is a predicted model, not a curated record. Lineage: Eukaryota; Viridiplantae; Streptophyta; Magnoliopsida; Asparagales; Orchidaceae.